AUGCUACCUGAGGAUGGUCAGACUUUGGACGCUAGGAAUGCCAUUUUCCAUGAGUUGAUAGGUCAUGACGGACAUGGAAAUUGUCGCACAUACAGGAGAAUUGUGCCUCAGAGAGCGGUGUAUAAAGAUGGUACUGGGCCAUCACAGUCAACACCCCAGCCAUCGACUAUUGAUCAGAUCACGCAGCAGGUACCCACAGUGCUUGAUGAGCAGGGAGCACAACUCCUUGCAAUUGCUAUACUUAUGAUUUCGAGAACUUGGAUAUCAGAUCGCAUUGUCUCUUUAAAUAGGACGACUGUAAAGUAUGUUUUAGAGCAAGAUAAGGCGGCCUUCACUCAGUUGAUUGGUGUUAGUAUUCUUCAGAGUGCUGCAUCUUCUUUUGUUGCACCUUCUUUGAGAUGCAAACCUUUGAAUGCGCAACCUCGGAUCGGAGGCAAUUCUGCUAGACAACCUCCCUCCAUUACAUGCCCACACCACGAAUAUGACCAAGCACUAGCCAGAGCAGCCACCACCACCACCACGGCCAACGAAACCACCACGAUCAACAGCUCUUUCUUCUUUGGUCCCAAAGAAAUCAGAGCCAUUCGCAACCAUCUUCCCCACCACCACCACAGCACAACGGCCUCCACAUUCGAACUACUCACCGCGUGUAUAUGGCAAUGUCGAACACGCGCACUUUGUCUAGCCCCAGACAAGAUUGUUCGCAUCUCAUGCGUAGUCAAUGGCCGCGGCAAUAAACAUGGCCUCAACCUACCUCCUGGAUACUAUGGCAACGUGAUUACCUUUCCCACGGCGAUGACAAAGGCAGGAAUGUUAUCUAUGCUUCCAUUGGGAUAUGCAUUGGAGUUAGUAAAGAAGGCAAAGGCACAAGUGAAAGAAGAGUAUUUAAGAUCAGUGGCUGAUCUUAUGGUGAUAAAGGGACGUCCUUCGUAUACCUUGGAAGCGAAUAAGGACUAUAUCGUUUCAGAUACGACUCGGGCAGGGUUUGAUAAGGUAGAUUUCGGGUUGGGGAAGCCGGUGUUUGGCGGUGUUCCUAGGGCGAUAUCUUUGAUUAGCGUUUUUGCACGUUUUAGGGACAUUAGAGGAGGAGAAGAUGGGAUUAUGGUACCGAUAUGCUUGCCAGAAUCAGUCAUGGAUAGGUUUGAACAAGAGUUGAAGAAAACGAUGUUGCGAAGGACUGAGUAAAGAGGCCAUAAAGUUACUCCGACCCAAGAAAGGUGUAAAGUUACUCCGGCCCAUGAGGGGUAUAAAGUUACUCCGAUCCAAAAGAAUCUUGAGGUUACUCCGGUCUAAAGGAAGCUUUGAACAUAGCCCGGUUGCCGUACUCAAAGUUAGUCCACUACUGAUAACUGUUCCCCAGAAUCACUGUCCCCAAAACUGAACCCGAUACCCGCAGAUAACUGAUUCUCAUAAGCUGAUACUGAUGCCCUCAGGUCUAAUACUCAAUCUUGCAAACUGGUAUGUACGU
Molecule: messenger RNA, 1468 nt
Organism: Camellia sinensis
Lineage: Eukaryota; Viridiplantae; Streptophyta; Magnoliopsida; Ericales; Theaceae
Source: RefSeq, a predicted model, not a curated record